Penicillium brevicompactum is the source of this 1938-nucleotide messenger RNA. RefSeq names its product DNA helicase ZGRF1-like domain-containing protein. The record is from RefSeq and is a predicted model, not a curated record. Lineage: Eukaryota; Fungi; Ascomycota; Eurotiomycetes; Eurotiales; Aspergillaceae. Bases 1 to 1938 code for a protein of 645 amino acids. Gene Ontology annotation, biological process: double-strand break repair. The transcript is spliced from 2 exons. Gene Ontology annotation, cellular component: nucleus; site of double-strand break.
AUGUCCACACCGUCAUCCUCGACGCGAAAACCCCCUCACUCACCGCAGGUCACUGCCUCCGUUGCCAAAUUUCGCUGUCUCUACAGCCAUGACCUCCGCCGCAAGUCGAAACGAUGGCACGACGGCCACCUGCGAUAUCAUAAGCAUAACAAGCGUGUGAUGGUCUAUGACGAUUCGGGCAACUUUAUUGGUGACCACCACUGGAGAUCUCUCGAUGAGGUUCAAGAUGGCGACGAAAUGGAAUUGGACAAAGGUGUGCUGAUUGAAGUGGGCGAAAAUAUGGGGAUCACGGAAACAGAUAUCAGCAACUUGUACGAGAAGAAAAGAUCAAGCCAGGGCUCACCUCAGAGCCGAGAUCCUGUUCCGUCAGCACCCUCUGCCUCUGCCGCUACACCGACGCCGCGCUACGGUGGUUCGUCCCAGUCAUACCGUUCGCUCAACGAUUUACUCGGCAUCAAGAAAACUCCUGUCAAUCCUUUUGCCUCCCCUUAUGAGCAGAGACAUGCUGUACCGACUCCUCCAAGAGUUUCUGGGCCCGAACCAGCGCCCAAGCGACAGAAGACAUCAGCAGUGAAUCAGCCUACGGAAAGCCCACUAUCUCAGGGCCAAAUCAUUGAUUUGACCGAGUUGAAUCCUGAAAGGAAUCCAACAAGGACAUCAAACUCAUCGGCCAGUCAAUUGACGCGAGCCGGUGGAAGAUCGACUCCCGAAACUUCAACAAGCAAUACGCAAGGUCCAGCCUUGUCGCAACGGGCAAACCCACCACGGCCCGAUCUUCAUACUGCAGCCAGGCGCCCGGUUCCGGCUGUGUCCCAGCCAGGCGCCAGUUUACCAUCGUCAGAAGGAUCAAGUCGCCCCAUACAUCGUCCUAUUCCGCCUUCAAGGCCCUCCAAUGGCACGACAACACCUGCGCCACCUGCACAAUCACGGAGAACGACCGGGACAUUCCCAGAGUCCAACCCCGCAGUGCCAUCAGAGCAAGAGCCACCCCGGCCUCGAGGGGCAUUGCGCGCACCUGAAACCUCGCGCAUUCGUGAGCAUCGACCAAAAGCUGCCCCUACCAAACCACCUGCGCCACCAAAACCACCUACUCCUCCCAGACCACCUGCACCUCCUAAAUCGCCUACGCAGAAGCCUGAUCUCCCUCCCUCCGGCACUGAUGUAUCAAUGACGGUUGAAGCACCCCACUCACGAGAAACCCCGGCCAGUAAGGAGCCAGCCAUCAGCUGCGAAGAUCGUCAACAGAGCGCGCAGCUGCCAACAAAACCCCAAGAACGCCCGUCAGUCUCAAAAAGCCCGCCCCUCGCGAGUUCAAAUGCUCCCAAUUCUCGACCAAAAGCUGCACAUUCAUCUCCCACGGUCUCUAACAGCGAACCUGAAAGCACCACCAAUGUGCCAACGCCGAGCAACAUGCCACCCCCAGCACGUCCAGUGUCGAGAAAGCCAUCUGAGACUACCCCUGGCGGACUUCGCAUGGGCGGCGGACGGCCACGCAAAAAGCUCAUGUACAGUGCCUUGCUACCCGGUGCUUCACGGACGCCUUCACCAACGACAUCCAGCUCACCUUUGGGUAGCGGAAAUGACCCACCUACCAUAGAACCCCAGGAGCCAGAUAUGAACUCUGACCUUGUGGGUCCAAUUGACUCCACAGCCAGUGACGAGUUCGUGCCCACCAGCUCGACACGGCUCAUUUUCGAUGAAAUCCUCAAUGGAUCAACGCUCAGCUCGUCGCCUCCAGCAGCGAGGGGAAGAAGAUCUCAUGAUUCAACGUUCCGAAAAUCAUUCUCAGAUCCAACUGCCUUGGCUGGCCUCCGGGGCAAUAGGGACCCUAUCACGGAGACUAACACAGACAAACGCGUGACGAAAGGGGCCUGGUCAUCUGAAGCAUUAGACUUGUUUGACUACUGGCCUGCGGGACGCGAAAAGCCGAGUGAAUGA